Molecule: messenger RNA, 1617 nt
Organism: Bipolaris sorokiniana ND90Pr
Lineage: Eukaryota; Fungi; Ascomycota; Dothideomycetes; Pleosporales; Pleosporaceae
Exons: 1
Coding region: 1-1617 (538 amino acids)
Source: RefSeq, a predicted model, not a curated record
AUGACGGCCAUCUUCGGCCAGCGUCACACCUGGGACGAAUCCCCCACGUACAACCACGCCAUCGGCCCUGCCACCCCACCGCUGCCUUACCAUGGCUUUGCGCCCUCGCGCCAUCAUGUCGCCGCCCACCCCGUCAACAUGGCCGGGUACUACGACGACGAGGCCUCCGUCAAUGUGCAACCGUCGCAGAUGAGUGCCGACGGUCAGCCGCGCGGACGAGACUGCUACGCGCCUGAUGACGACACGCCCAACAGGCGACAGAAGCGCCAUCGUUCUUCCCCACGCCCCCAUGAUGCUUGUACGAUUGCUAGGCCGGCACCGGAAGCGCCAUGUGCGGGCCUCCCGCAGACUUCAGCGUUGUUCGCCGCGCAUAAUGACGCGUCCAGCCAACAGCACUUCGAUAUGCUGCCUCCUCAGGACUCGGUACACGCCUCAUGGCAGGCUCUCCACGAAUACGCCCAGUCGCAUGCCUCUCAGCAUGGCUAUGCCCUCAGUAUCAAUACAACGGCCAAGAACCGUUCUCGUAUCAAGCUCGCCUGCGUCUGCUAUGGCCAGCCCAAGAACACGCACAAGUUAACUGCUGAGACGCGGGUCAGAAAAAAUAGAGUCAGCUACAAAACGGGUUGUAAGAUGUGGAUCGAGGGCAAGAAGCUGGAGGAUGGGACGUGGCUGCUGCGUGUUGGCGAGGCGCAACAUAAUCAUCCUGGUCGAGACAGCGCGGGGUGGGCCGUACAACGGAAGAGGACUUGGGGUCUUGUUGGAGGGCGCAUUGGCGUUGGAGGUGUAACAGCAAAAGAGGAACUUGCCAAACGGCGGCUCCCUGGCACAAAGGAUACGCUGGAAGACGUAGACGCAGAAGCCGAGGAAGGAGACGACUACACACAGCCUCCAUCACCAUCCCAAAAACCCGUCACACAUAGUCUCGAACGCGGGGGUCUAGUCUGGAAAAUCGUCGAACAAGAGAUGCUCCGCAAGGGUAAACUGAACCAAGGCCGCGACCGCGGCGUAGGAAGAACCGUUGACGUCCUCCAACGCAGACUCCCCGGUAUCCACAUUCUCAAGCGCGACGUCUACAACAUCCGCGCGCAAAUCAAGCGCGCUCGCAAAGCAGCAGGCCAGCAACUCGGUGAUGGCUAUGACAGUUCAAACGACGAAGCCCAGGAUCCUUUUCUUCCUACUGCUAUUACUCUUCCAGACAACAUCGAUCCUCAAAUAGCGCCCGAGCAAUCCCAUCCACAGCCACAGCCACAGCCACAGCCACAGCCACAGCCACACAUCCAACCACCUCCCACCUUUUCCCCUCCUCCCUCUCAUCCUCAUCCUCUUCCCACUAAACCCGCCUCCCCUGCACGAAAAGAUUCCAGAAUCGACCCCUCCCUCGUUGAUACACCACCUCCACCAUCUUUACCGCCUCCCUCGCCCUCCCCUGAUCCCCCGGCAACAGCAUCACUCCAAGUCCUGCGCUUGCACCGUGAGAAUGCGGAGUUACGCCGCUUACUCGCGGACAAGACCAAGGAAGUGAAAGAGAAAACGAUUGAGAUGGCGGGGCUGAAAAGCCAAGUUGAAUUGCUUAGUAAUCUUAUGUUGACGAGUGGGAGGGGAUUGAUGGGGAAUUGA